Molecule: messenger RNA, 3678 nt
Organism: Aspergillus chevalieri
Lineage: Eukaryota; Fungi; Ascomycota; Eurotiomycetes; Eurotiales; Aspergillaceae
Product: MIZ zinc finger domain protein
Exons: 1
Coding region: 1-3678 (1225 amino acids)
Biological process (GO): protein sumoylation
Molecular function (GO): SUMO ligase activity; zinc ion binding
Source: RefSeq, a predicted model, not a curated record
AUGCCGCCCAAAGUCCGUCCCCACUUAUCUAAUCCGCGUGCCGAUCAUGAAGUCGAGUCUUGCAAUUCCACCGCUAGCCUUUUUCUAGGCGGCCGGCGCAAAUCUUGGAUGUUGAAUUCCAAUACUUUCACCUUCACUCCAAUUCACUCUCGUUCAGACUCGACUACUUCACUGUCUCCUUCGACCUCUCAGCCUCUCCCUCCCCCUCCUGCCCCUCCUCCACCACCGCUACCUUCGCGUACUCGUUGUCCUUCGAGUGAUAACAACGCCACCGCCGCCGCCAUUACCCCAUCCUCGUCUACUCCCGGACACGCGUCUAGCUCGCCGCAAGGCAUGCGAAAUCCGUCCUCGCUCUUGCCAUCUUCUUCUUCACGCACUCCGUUGAUUUCGACUCCGGCUUCUGCUGCGUCAUCGCCCCCUGGCAACCAACUGCCUGCUCCCGUUCCUACGUCCUCCGUUUCCGCUCCGGAUAAGGAUGGUCAAUCGGACUCGCAGGUGACCGCUACCACUGCAUUCGCGCCGGAUUCAAGUUUAAUGUCUCCAGUCACCCCAGGAGAGUCGCUUCACCAGCAACAACUACAAUUCCUACAGUUACAACGGCAGUCGCAGACACAGCACGUGAUUUCGUCUUCCCCCCCGGGGAAUCCGAGCUUAUCCACCGCGUCAACCACUGCAAUCCCUGCAACGACUGCCACGUCCGGCGGAGGUCAGACCAGCGCGCCUGGUACCAGUCAGGCUUUCUCCCUUCCCUCACCCGAUCCCAGCAAUCCAUCCUAUCCGAGCCCCUCAAGUGCGGUGGAUAAGACCACCGGAGAUCAGCCAUGUCCUGUUUUCCCGUCUCCAGCUACCAGACCGGCACAGAGACAAACACCGCAGUCACUGAAUUCUCCUCAGGCCAGGGACGCGGGACUGCCUGUAGCGGGUAAUUCGACUGCUCUGAACACCGUCGCGGUGUCCCCGCAGCAUAAUAGACCCCAUUCCUCGGCCUGUCCCGUUCCCAUGACACUCAGUACUUCAGCCUCCCAGCAGAUGGCUGGAUCCAACUCGACUGAAUUACCAAUUGACAAUGCCUUCUGGGCACAAUCGCAUCAGUUUCUGGACAUGUUUAUCAAAGAUUAUUCAAAAACGGUUGGCCUGUCAGACUCCGUGGAGUUUCCUCGCGUGCGUCUUCUCCGCGACGCUUGCAAUUCCCAAGACUUGUUGUAUUUGGCAUUGCAUCAAGCGUUUUGUCUCUCAACAUGGGAUCCAUCCCAGCUUUCAUCAUUUCCGGAAUUCUCUGGUCCUGCGGCUCUCGGUCUCAAAGUGGUUGAGCAGCUUCUGGUGGAAAAUCAGCGAUUGUCUCCUGGUUUUUUGGAAUGGUGUAGUCUAUUUCCUCACAGUUCCAACAUCAUGGCGACAAGCCCUCAGUACAGAGCGGCCUCGCACCAGGUCGCACGAUGCUUGGCCUCACUCCAUGAGAACUGGCAGGCAUAUGAUGCACAAGUGAGGGCGCGUGCCUAUCCUCCGUUGAUUGACGAGUUGGUGGUGCGGUUUGGAGUAACAUCCUCGGUGAUGCUAUCAAUUGUAUUUCUGGCUAUGUGUCGGCGGGUGUACGGAGGUAAACACGAAGCACAAUUGAAAGAUUUGUGGCUCCGUAACAAGCAAAAUUACAACCGUCGCUUUCAAAACCCACAACAAAUAAGCCCCGAGCAGAUGCGGCUUGAAAAUGAACGUUUGAUUAAGGCGUACCUGGCAUUGCAUACGGCGCAUGUUAACUCACCCCGAGUCGGCACUCCGGCAGUCGGUUCGCCACAGGUCAACUCGCCACAGCUUGUGACCGCUCCUCACUCAUCUAGCUCUCAUGUGAGGAGGCAAAGUAUGCCGUCACAACCACCGACACCAUCACUGCCAGCAGCUUCUCAACAACAUUCUCAGCCCGCAUCCCCUGCAACGAUAUCGUUUCCUGGGAGUAGAAGCCCGGUAGCAAGGGCACCCACUGUUCAUACGGGGCUUCAGCAUCACGUCAAUCAAAGCCCUCGUGUUCCCACAACUGUUGCUAACCCAUCCGCUCAAUUUUCCACAAAUGCGCACACCCGCAUUCCUAGCAGUGGUACUUUCCCAUACAGUCCAUUAGCACCCCCGGUUGAAGGUGCUUCGCCUGGUGCGUACUACCAUCCGCAAUGGAUGAUCACACGACAAAUGUUCGGGCCUACCAUACCGCCAGCUCGUGAAACGACACCUCCGUCAACAAAUACCAAUCCAGCACCAUCGGCGCCUGGACCACCGUCCCAGCAGGUUGCGUCCUCGCGUGCUCUUCAGGGUCGAACAACCUCUACGACGGCGAAUGCACCAAACACGGCUCGGGCGAGAGCUGGAAAUGGGGCGAACAGGCAGCCCCGGCAUCCAACUAUGUCCGCCUCUCGCGGCUCUGCUGUGGUCGGGCCACAGCGGACCUGGGCUCCUGUCGCUCAGACCACACUUCUUCCACAGCCUGGAUGGAUUCCGGUUAACACUGUUCGGCCAAAUUCUCUUCGAGUUGCCCUUCAUCAAGCUCAUCUUCGAGAUCCCAUGCUGAAAAUGAUUCGGCGAACUCCAACUGGUGAAGAAGAGACUGAACUCUUUCAGUAUCUACGGGCGUUCAUGGUGCCUCCCACCCCUUUGGGAUUGGUCGAAUGUGGGUUCCAUUGGAAUUUUACCCUAGGCCCUGCCCACUGUCAGAACAUGACUCGCUCUAUCUUCUGUGGGACCGGAGAACGUUCGCUACGAGUCCUCGCCGAGGGUUGCCAAACCUAUCGCCUCCGGUGCAUCAAGGUACCGCCAUCAGCAUCGAAACUUACUGGGCAUGAUUGGAGUGUCGCGGAGACAGUCUGGCCAAGCGUGGUCUAUAUCUUCGUGAAUGACGCGGAGCUCCACGUGCGUCGAAAGGUGCACAAUGGAAAAGAUAUACCAUUGGACAUAACGGAUUAUUUGCAUGAGGGCAUCAACAGGGUUUCUAUUCAUUUGAUUCGCAGCGCAGCCGAGGCCAAAGAUGUGUAUUACGUGGCCGGGGUCGAGGUAUUUGAUAUCGCAGAAUAUGCCACUGUCAGGAGUAAUGCACGUGAGCUUCCAGCGUCUGAAUCCCGAGCUCGAAUUCAACAGCGCUUGGCGGCUCGUGCGACAGAUGAUGAACUGAGCAUUGUCAAUGAUGACCUUACUGUAAAUCUGGUCGACCCUUUCAUGGCUCGCAUUUUCAACACCCCUGUCCGUGGUAGCACCUGUGCGCACCAGGAAUGCUUCGAUCUCGAUACCUUCCUCAUGACGAGAGCGUCCAAGUCAGGCAAAGGGCCUAUGAAAGAGAAUUGGAAAUGUCCGAUUUGCGGCGAAGACGCCCGUCCGACGAGCCUCAUAAUCGACGGAUUCCUGGCCGAAGUGCUUGCCGAGCUCAAACGUACCAACCGCGUGGAAGAUGCCCGAGCGAUCCAGAUUAGAGCGAACGGUUCAUGGGAGUUGAAGACCGAUCGGGAACCACAAGCCGCUGAGGAACGGAAUGGGAACAGGGCUGGUAGUGCUGCUAAUGGGGUUGCUGCGAAACGAAAGCACGACGAUGCCACGAGUGCGUCUCCUUUGCCGCAGAGACUCAAGUCUGAAGUAUCGUCCACUCCUAGUGCCGGUGCCGGUGCUGGACGCAGUCCUCAGCCGGAGGUUAUUGAGUUGGAUUAG